CUUAGUAACGCCCAUCAUGAUAUGCAUGAUAUCCCGACUUUCUUGCUCAUCAAGACUUAGUAACACUUGUCACGUCAUUCAGAUACUUUUUCGCUCAUCAAGACGUUCCAAUGUAUUAUAUAGGUAGCAAGGUUGGAAAGCCUCCAACCAUCUCCAUAUCUCUUUCGCAUGUCUCCGCAACAGAAAGCUCUUGUUAUUCCCAAAAAGCAGGGCAACUUUGAGCUCAGCUCCCGCAGCAUACCCAGUCCUGGAGCUGGACAGCUCCUGGUCAAGAUUCAAUCUGCAGCUCUAAACCCGGUUGACUAUAAGAUCAGGGACGCGGGAUUAUUCGUGACCCAUUACCCUGCCGUUGUGGGAACAGAUAUUGCUGGCAUCGUCGAGGAACUAGGGGAAGGUGUUGUCAAUUUCCGCAAAGGCGAUAGAGUAUUGGCGCACGGCAAGUUCACAAAUGACUUUGCUGGAUUUCAGCAGUAUACGUUGACCGAUGCAAGCUUUUCAGCAAAGAUUCCUUCAAGUGAGUCCUUCGAUAGCGCAGCUACUGUUCCCCUGGGAUUAGAUACUGCGCUGGUGGGCUUGUACGGAGAUCAAUUAGGAGCUGGGAUAACCCCUCCUUGGACGGAAAGUGUCGGUGAAUCAAAGACACCCAUCGUCAUACUGGGCGGCUCCUCCUCUGUGGGUUCAUACAAACUUGUCAAGGAUUACGGCGCAACCCACUUUUUUGACCGCAACCUUUCCGGAAAACAACUACUAGCGGCCAUCAGCAAAGUUACGGACGCUCCUAUCGAACUUGUCUAUGAUGCUAUCUCGUUGCCAGAAACACAGUCUGUUGCAUGGGAAUUGCUUGCAAACAAUGGCACCCUUGUAUUAACCCUGCCUGCAUCAGUCAAGGAAGAUGAAGGCAAAGGGCGCAAGGUCAUUCAGACCUUCGCAAGCCCACAUGCCCCUCAAAAUAAUGAAUUGUGUCAAAGCUCCUGGGCUAUGGUUGAAAAGUGGCUUUCAGAGGGUACUAUACGGCCGAACAAGUAUGAAGUCCUCCCGAACGGGCUUGAAGGUGUUAUCGGAGGAUUGGAAAGGAUGAAAUUGGGACAGGUGUCUGGCACGAAAUUGGUUGCUCACCCUCAGGAGACACAGUAGAUGCAGUGCUGUUUAUCCUGUUCCGCAUUCUAACGCACCUCAUAACAUUAUUUCCGCUGUUCAAAAUCAGAGUCGGCCUUUACCUGACAUUAUGCUGACGGAGUACGCGUUCACCUACUCAUCAUAUGCCUAAUCAUAUACACACAAUAGAUAAGUGUGAGUAAGUGUAUGGGGCUAUGUAAUACAGCCUCGGUGUAUACACAUCGACUCAGUGUUUCGUUUUGAAACUGUCUGAUGGGUGUGCAUUCAAUACGCUUAUGAAAUUCAUAUUGCUAGUACUGUCCGUUCAUCGCAAAUUGCGUCUUGGUAUAUGAGGUGUCAUGCCAGAUCAAUGUCGUGCAACUUCAUUUUUACCCACAGAUCACCAGUGCAGCUCAAAAGCGAUCACCUCUGGCUCCAAGGCAACAAACUGGAAAAUACAAA
This is a messenger RNA of Suillus bovinus, 1557 nucleotides long. Its product is annotated as chaperonin 10-like protein. The record is from RefSeq and is a predicted model, not a curated record. The transcript has 5 exons. Gene Ontology annotation, molecular function: oxidoreductase activity, acting on NAD(P)H. The coding region runs from base 169 to 1134 and encodes 321 amino acids. NCBI's taxonomy places the organism in Eukaryota, Fungi, Basidiomycota, Agaricomycetes, Boletales, Suillaceae.